Megalobrama amblycephala (Wuchang bream) is the source of this 3717-nucleotide messenger RNA. RefSeq lists its product as uncharacterized. Gene Ontology annotation, molecular function: nucleic acid binding; zinc ion binding. The record is from RefSeq and is a predicted model, not a curated record. NCBI's taxonomy places the organism in Eukaryota, Metazoa, Chordata, Actinopteri, Cypriniformes, Xenocyprididae. The transcript has a single exon. Gene Ontology annotation, biological process: DNA integration. Bases 1 to 3717 code for a protein of 1238 amino acids.
AUGACGCUGUUUGAUAAACAUUGCAAUCCGCAACUGAAUGAGACUGUGGAGCGAUAUAAGUUUUUUGUUAGAGACCAAGGACAAGACGAAAACAUUGACAGAUAUGUCACAGAUUUGAGAGUAUUGGCCAGCACAUGCAAUUUUGGUGACAUUAAGGACUCACUAAUAAGAGAUCGCAUUGUGUGUGGUACACAGAGCCCUGCGAUGAGGGAAAGACUGUUAAGGGAAGAAAACUUAACGCUGGAUAAGUGCAUGCAAAUAUGCAGAGCUACUGAACUGUCAAAAGAGAACAGCAAAACCAUACAAGGUAAAACGGUGGAAGAAAUACAUGCAAUGGAGAAGAAUCCAAAGAGAGACAAAAAGGAGGAGAUUAACUGUAACUUUUGUGGCAAAACACAUGAGAAAAAUAAACACAGAUGUCCAGCCUAUGGAAAGAAGUGUAAGAAGUGUGGAAAAGAGAAUCACUUUGCUGCAAAAUGCAAGUCCAAGUUUGAGAAAAACAAGAGCAGACCGGUACACACAAUUUCAGAAUCAAGUGAGUCGUGUGAGGAUAUCAUGACAAUAACAGACAUCAGUGAAAACCAAGAGACAACAAAUCAAGUGAAAGAAGCACACAGCAAAAGUCAACAUCUCUUUGCAGGUAUGUUGUUGGACAAAAAGCUAGUUAACUUUCAGAUAGACUGUGGUGCUACUUGUAAUGUUAUCCCAAUGCAACUGUUGAACCCAAAUAUACAAUUGGAAAACACAGAGAAAGUACUUGUCAUGUACAACAAAAGCAGAUUACGACCACUUGGAAAAUGUAAAGUCAAACUCCGAAAUCCGAGAAAUGAUAAACUAUAUAGACUUGAGUUUCAAGUGGUGGACCAGGUGGACAGGAUCCCGCUACUGGGAAGAAAAGCUAGUGAAGCCAUGAAAUUGAUCAAAGUACAGUAUGAGAACAUACUGGCGAUUGACAGUAUAGUGAAAACACAAUGUACAGACAAAACGACUGACAACAGUGAGCAGCUGACAAAUAUGGAGAAAAUAAAGGGAGAGUUCGGAGAUGUUUUCACGGGCGUUGGCUGCCUAGAAGGCGAGUACAACAUAGAAAUAGACAAAAGUGUACCACCAGUAAAACUGCCUAAACGCAGAGUGCCUGUUGCAAUGAUGACUCCACUCAAAGAGGAACUAAAGAAUCUUGAAAGCCAAGGAAUCAUAGCACCUGUGGAGCGCAGCACUGACUGGAUAAGCAGUAUGGUGUCAGUGACGAAACAAAAUGGAAAGCCAAGGAUCUGUAUAGACCCCAAACCACUGAAUAGAGCACUAAAAAGGAGCCAUUUUCCUCUUCCAACCAUUGAUGAUGUUCUGCCAGGACUCUCAAAAUCCAAGGUAUUCACUGUUUGUGAUGUAAAGCAUGGAUUUUGGCAUGUCAAGCUGGAUGAAGCGUCCAGCUACCUCACCACAUUCGCAACCCCAUUCGGACGGUAUCGUUGGCUCAGGAUGCCAAUGGGUAUAAGCCCAGCUCCGGAAGUCUUCCAAAGGAAACUCAUGCAAGCACUAGAAGGCUUACCGGGUUUGUAUAUCAUUGCGGAUGAUAUACUGAUCACAGGGGAGGGUGACACACAAGAGGAAGCAGACAAAGAUCAUGAGGAAAACUUGAGAUGUUUUCUAAUGAGGUGUAGACAAAGAGACAUUAAGCUCAAUGCAGACAAGUUUAAACUGAGGAGAGAGUCUGUACCCUACAUUGGACACUUGCUGACAGCAGAAGGCCUCCGCAUUGACCCAGAGAAAGUGCGGGCUGUGCGGGAGUUACCGAGGCCUACAGAUGUUAAGGGGGUACAGAGACUUGUAGGUAUGCUGAACUACCUGUCAAAGUUUUGUGAUCAUCUUUCUGAUGACUGUGAAGUUUUGAGACAACUUACACACAAGGAGAACAUGUGGGAAUGGACUGAGGUGCACGAGACAGCUUUUAAACGAUUGAAAGACAAAAUAACAAAUGCACCACUGCUCAAGUACUAUGACCAAAAUGAGGAGUUAACCCUGCAAUGUGAUGCCUCAGAGACAGGACUAGGAGCAGCCCUGACACAGAGAGGUAAACCUGUGGCAUUUGCGAGCAGAGCGCUGACACCCACUGAGAGGGGUUAUGCACAGAUCGAAAAAGAAUGUUUGGCCAUAGUGUUCGGAAUGGAAAAGUUCCAUCAAUAUACUUAUGGUAGAAAAGUGACUGUUCAAAGUGACCAUAAGCCACUGGAGAAUAUUGUGAGAAAACCGCUACUUAGUGCACCAAAGAGAUUACAAAGAAUGUUACUCAGGCUGCAGAAAUACGACAUUAAUGUGAUCUAUGUGCCUGGGCGAGACAUGCUACUAGCUGACACACUAAGCAGAGCUUAUUUACCUGACAGCAAUCAGGGAGACACAGAGACAGAGCUAGAGACUGUUAACAUGAUUACCUACUUACCAAUCUCUGCAGAAAGACUAUCAGCUAUUCGCGAUGCAACAAGGGAAGACACAAAGUUGCAGGAAGUGAUUAAGUUGAUUCGUAAAGGAUGGCCUCAGAACAAAAAAGACAUUGAGCAAAACAUUCAACACUAUUUUGCUUUUCAGGACGAGCUGAGCUUUCAGAAUGGCAUAGUGUUUAGGGGAGAAAGAGCAGUUAUUCCUGACACACUAAGAGCUGACCUGACCAGCCGCAUACACUCAACACAUCUGGGAGUGGAAGGUUGCCUCAGACGAGCACGCGAGUGUGUGUACUGGCAAGGGAUGACUGAGCAAAUAAAGACGUUUAUUUCCAAAUGUGACAUCUGCAGGUCAAUUGACUCCAAGCAACAAAAAGAGACAUUGCAUCCCCAUGACAUUGCCUACAGACCUUGGGCUAAGGUAGGGACUGAUUUGUUUUCUUGGCACAAUAAAGACUACCUAGUAACUGUGGACUAUUAUUCAAACUUUUGGGAGGUUGAUUAUUUACCGGACACCAAAAGUACCACAGUGAUUCACAAACUGAAAGCACACUUUGCUCGUCAGGGGAUUCCAGAUGUGCUCAUCUCGGAUAACGGACCGCAGUACUCAUCACACGACUUUAAAAGGUUCAGUCAAAAGUGGGAAUUUGUGCACAGAACAUCGUCACCCGGGUACCCCCAAAGCAAUGGAAAGGCGGAGUCAGCGGUCAAAACGGCAAAACGUCUUAUGCAGAAAGCUGCAGCUGCUGGACAGGAUCCAUACUUAGCUCUACUGGACCAUCGCAACACACCGAGCCAAGGUCUCACCACCAGUCCAGCACAGAGACUUCUCAGCAGGAGGACCCGGACCCUUCUUCCUACUAAAGAUACACUGUUGGAGCCUAAAGUGUCAAACAACAAACAGGGACUGAUUAACAACAGACAAAGGCAGGAGAAAUACUACAACCGCACAGCAAAAGACUUGGACUGUUUCACAUCGGGGGACAGUGUUCGAGUCCAACCAUUUGAGCCUUGUAAAACUUGGAAAACAGCUAGAGUGAUUAGACCAGUGAGUCCCAGAUCUUAUGAGGUUGAGUUGGAGUCGGGUGGUGUCCUGAGGAGAAACCGUCGCCACCUCAGACACAACUACUGCCCACCCUCAACAUCUGCACAAACAGGGGUGUUGACAAACUCACAAACUGUAGCUGCUGAAUGUGCUCAGGGUAAUGAUCAAAGCACUGUUACUACGAGGUCGGGUCGUCAGGUCACAAUGCCUAGCUAUUUGAGGGAUUAUUCUAUGUGA